AUGGAUGGUCCAGCAUGGAUGGGAGACGAAGAUCUGAGACACUUUUUGGAGGCUUCAAGAGCAUCCAACUAUACUUGCAGCGAGAUUACUUCACUCCUGCCAAAGAAGUUCCCCAACUACAGGGCUUAUUCAGAACGCACUGUAAAAAGAAUGCUGAAUCACUGGAACAUUAAACGACACAAUGAUGUUGAUGAUCAUACUUUGCUGACGGCGGUACAGAAUGUUGUUAACGAAAGUUCGGGCCAAUUAGGAUACCGGGAUGUGACUGAAAAACUAAGGUCUCAAGGCCUCUUCGUAUCGAGAGAUGAUGUUAUGAAUACACUAAGGUUAGUUGAUCCACAAGGUGUUGUUAUGCGCACUCCAAAGUUCAAGAAUAAGAGGCCUAAGAAGACCUUCUUCAGCAAGGGGCCAAACUACUUAUGGAGUCUGGAUGGCCAUGACAAGUUAAGUGGGGAUGCCAACUGCCAAUUCGACCUCAAAAUAUAUGGGGCCCUUGAUACUUACAGUAGGAAAAUCAUCUUCUUGUACAUUGGGCGGUCUAAUAGAGACAGUGAAGUUAUUGGACGUAUUUUGUUUGACCAUCUGCUGGAAUCUAGAGUUUUACCGCAAAUGCUUCGAUUUGACAAAGGAACUGAGACCGUCCAUGCUGCAGCUGUACACAAAACUCUAUUGCAACUGAAAAAUGUUGACAAGGAGAUUACAACGAUACUUGGUCCUUCUACUGCCAACAAAAUAGAACGAUUGUGGAGGCAGGUCCGCGAAAAGGUUUGUGAUGGUUUUCGUCACGUACUUAGAGAGAUUGAUCAAGACGGUCUGUAUGAUUCAAGUUGCGAGUAUGACAGGGAUUUAAUUGCUGGUGUGUUCAUACCUGUUGUCGAACGUUAUCUCGACGAAUUCAGGGAGAACCAUAACAAUACUGCAAUACGAAAUUACUGA
Molecule: messenger RNA, 936 nt
Organism: Bolinopsis microptera
Lineage: Eukaryota; Metazoa; Ctenophora; Tentaculata; Lobata; Bolinopsidae
Exons: 6
Coding region: 1-936 (311 amino acids)
Biological process (GO): DNA integration
Molecular function (GO): nucleic acid binding
Source: RefSeq, a predicted model, not a curated record